AUGUCUUUUCUUAAAUUUGUUGUCUCAGCUUUGGCUGUAACUUCUGCUGUUCUUCCUGCUACAGCCGGUCUCAUCAGCAAGCGUGAUGUAGUCAAGCCUAAAGUCAUGGUUGUUUCAAUGUUUGCACCCGAAGCGGAAGCUUGGUUAAACCCCUGGAACGAUUUGUAUGCAAACAAUAUUUCCGUUCCUGGUUUAAACACUCUUUUCCCCGAGGUACACUGCAAUACAGAACAGACUGUUUGCCAGGUUACGACCGGUGAGGGCAAAUCCAAUGCUGCCAGUUCGAUGACGGCUUUGACUCUUAGUCCUAAAUUUGAUUUAUCUGAAACUUUCUUUAUUAUUUCGGGUAUUGCUGGUAUUAAUCCUUAUGCUGCUUCUCUUGCUUCUGUCAGCAUUGCUAAAUUCGCUGUCGAUGUCGAUUUGGUUCAUACUAUCGACCUCCGUGAAUUGCCUAAAUCAUAUCAGUCCGCUGGCUGGGAAAUUGAUACCGAUCCUUACGGCAACGGUACUUCUAACAACGAAGUCGUUUACCCCAAGUCAUUCAAUUACCAAACCAAUAUUUAUCAAUUGAACAACACCUUGAUCGAAGCUGCUCUAGAAAUUGUCAAGGACGUUGUCCUUCAAGAUAGUGAGAAGGCUGCUGAGUACCGUAAAAAGUACGAACAACCUGCUGCUCAACGUGCUCCUUUUAUCCUUCAGUGUGAUACUGCCACUAGUGACAACUACUGGGCUGGUAAUUAUAUGGGAGACUUUGCCAGUAACAUUACAAACGUCCUUACCAACUACACCGGUCAUUAUUGUACUUCUCAACAGGAAGACAGUGCUUCCCUUACCGCUAUUAAGCGUGCUGCUGACCAUGAAUUGACAAACUUUAAUCGUGUACUUCUCAUGCGCUCUGGCUCCGAUUUUGACCGCGGUACUGAAUCCAUCUCUGCUCUUGACAACUUGUUAAAAGAUAACGGUCAUACCCUUGGUCUUGCUGCUGCUAAUCUUUACCACGCUGGUAGACCUUUGGUGGAUCAUAUUGUAAACAAUUGGUCUUACUGGAACUAA
Messenger RNA from Schizosaccharomyces octosporus yFS286, 1053 nucleotides. RefSeq names its product purine nucleoside transporter. Gene Ontology annotation, cellular component: endoplasmic reticulum. The transcript has a single exon. Lineage: Eukaryota; Fungi; Ascomycota; Schizosaccharomycetes; Schizosaccharomycetales; Schizosaccharomycetaceae. Gene Ontology annotation, molecular function: catalytic activity. Gene Ontology annotation, biological process: transmembrane transport; nucleoside metabolic process. The record is from RefSeq and is a predicted model, not a curated record. Bases 1 to 1053 code for a protein of 350 amino acids.